Durio zibethinus is the source of this 1010-nucleotide messenger RNA. Its product is annotated as 14-3-3-like protein B. NCBI's taxonomy places the organism in Eukaryota, Viridiplantae, Streptophyta, Magnoliopsida, Malvales, Malvaceae. The record is from RefSeq and is a predicted model, not a curated record.
GAAAAGUAAAGUAAAGGGAGGGGAUUUGCAACAGUCCAAAAUCCUCUGACUAUAGACACUAAAUAAUUGGUUUGGAUUUGUGCAGCGAUCAGCUAUGGCUUCUUCUAAAGUGCGCGAGAAUUUCUGCUAUGUCGCCAAGCUUGCUGAACAGGCUGAACGCUACGAUGAAAUGGUGGAUGCGAUGAAGAAUGUGGCAAAGCUUGAUAUUGAAUUGACAGUGGAAGAGCGGAACUUGUUGUCCGUUGGGUACAAAAAUGUGAUUGGUGCUCGGAGAGCUUCAUGGAGGAUUCUUUCCUCUAUAGAGCAAAAAGAAGAAGCUAAAGGAAAUAAGGUAAAUGCAAAGAGGAUCAAGGAGUAUAGACACAAGGUUGAGUCUGAGCUUUCAGGUAUCUGUAGUGAUAUAAUGACUGUGAUUGAUGAACAUCUCAUUCCUUCUGCAUCUGGUGGUGAAUCAACAGUGUUCUUCUAUAAGAUGAAAGGCGAUUAUUAUCGGUAUCUUGCCGAGUUCAAAGCUGGUAAUGAGAAAAAAGAGGCUGCUGAUCAUUCUAUGAAGGCGUACGAGACAGCUACAACUUCUGCAGAGGCUGAGUUGCCUCCUACACAUCCCAUCCGAUUGGGAUUAGCCUUGAAUUUCUCAGUCUUCUAUUAUGAGAUUAUGAAUUCACCUGAGAGGGCCUGCCACCUUGCCAAGCAAGCUUUUGAUGAAGCUAUUGCAGAGCUUGACACCCUCAAUGGGGAGUCUUACAAAGACAGCACCUUAAUUAUGCAGCUUCUUAAGGACAACCUCACCCUUUGGACUUCCGACAUCCCAGAGGAUGGAGAAGAUGCCCUGAGGGUCAAUGGCACUGCCAAAGUUGGUGGGGCAGAUGAGGUUGAGUGAAACAACACCGUGUGACAUUACAUGUGCCCGUGGGAACUUCUGUCUUUUGACUUCGUGUGUUUGUGCAAAUUGGACUGGCAUCUCAUAGCCAAUGUUACAGUAAAUACAUCGAAUAUUUCACUGUUUUUCA